UUUCUCUGCAGUUCAAAUGUUGGAGAUGUGAUCUUCUAAAUCCUUUGUAAAACUAACCCUCUGAAACAUGAACGAGGAACGGGACAGACAUUGUUAGAUCAAGGUCGGGGUUAUAUAAACCAUAUUCUUUCCUCGCACCAGCGGGGUGGGCUGCGCGUCAUGUGACAAGGGGUGGGUUUCAGUUAGGUCCUGUAAGCAAAAGUAAAAAGCCUCCCUUGGAGCGCUUGACGGUAUAGAUUCUCAUUUGUGGUCUACUAGAAAUAUCUUCAACAUGUCUGGAAGAGGCAAAGGAGGUAAAGGGCUCGGGAAAGGAGGCGCCAAGCGUCACCGUAAAGUGUUGCGGGAUAACAUCCAGGGUAUCACCAAACCCGCCAUCCGUCGUCUCGCUCGCCGCGGCGGAGUCAAGCGCAUCUCCGGUCUGAUCUACGAGGAGACCCGCGGUGUGCUAAAGGUGUUCCUGGAGAACGUGAUCCGCGAUGCCGUGACCUACACCGAGCACGCCAAGAGAAAGACCGUCACCGCCAUGGACGUCGUGUACGCGCUGAAACGACAGGGACGCACUCUGUACGGUUUCGGAGGAUAAACACGUCUGUGAUGUCGUGAAAACCCAACGGCUCUUUUAAGAGCCACCCAUACAGUCACAUAAAAGAGUUGAUGUUUAAGUAAUGUUCCCGUUUUAUGCCUUCGUUGAAAAUGUAACUAGACUUGAGCGAAUUAAUCCUUCACUCAAGUGAAAUUAGUUUGCGCCCAAAAAACGACCCUUUUUCCGUAUUUCAGAGCCGAGAAUCGAUUCUCCUAAUUGAAGCUCGUACUUGUUUUCUUCAAUGGCGCACAGAAUUAAAGCGUUUUUGUUUUUGUUCUACAUUCAGUUUUCACUUGCUUGUUGAGCGUCUUCAUUCAACAGUUUUGUUUUUUUUAUUAUUAUCUGUUUGUUGUUGCUGUCUUUCAUUAAAAUUAGGUGGCAACUGUAUUUGAGUUAGAGAAGUGGAACUGACAGAACAGCAGCUGGAAAAAUAAAGCGUGUAAUCGUUGUCGCUCCCAUUUCUCCAGGUUCUCUUAAUGAUUCUAAUCUCUUAAUGAGGAAUUUAAAAAUACCCUGUAUGAUAUUUGAGACCCGUUUAUUUUCUUGUAUAAAACAUUAGUAACAAAAAGAGCGGGAAUUGAAACGGGCAACACAUUCAUAACGGCAGAUGUCGUUCAAACACUGGGCGGUGGGUGGGGCUA
Messenger RNA from Carassius auratus (goldfish), 1224 nucleotides. RefSeq names its product histone H4. The coding region runs from base 272 to 583 and encodes 103 amino acids. The transcript has 2 exons. The record is from RefSeq and is a predicted model, not a curated record. Gene Ontology annotation, molecular function: protein heterodimerization activity; structural constituent of chromatin; DNA binding. NCBI's taxonomy places the organism in Eukaryota, Metazoa, Chordata, Actinopteri, Cypriniformes, Cyprinidae. Gene Ontology annotation, cellular component: nucleosome.